Pseudophryne corroboree (corroboree frog) is the source of this 4224-nucleotide messenger RNA. It is a transcript of the gene GALNT9, whose product is annotated as polypeptide N-acetylgalactosaminyltransferase 9. Gene Ontology annotation, molecular function: polypeptide N-acetylgalactosaminyltransferase activity. The transcript has 11 exons. Lineage: Eukaryota; Metazoa; Chordata; Amphibia; Anura; Myobatrachidae. The record is from RefSeq and is a predicted model, not a curated record. Gene Ontology annotation, cellular component: Golgi apparatus. Bases 766 to 2580 code for a protein of 604 amino acids. Gene Ontology annotation, biological process: protein O-linked glycosylation.
AUUUUAUUCAAACCUCAAAAAGCAAUAUGACAGGGACUCUGCUUCCAAGUCCUAUAUGAUCUAUGAUAACCUUCUAAUAAAUAUUUGUGUCUACAAUAGCAUAGGGCACGGUGACAUGUGCAGCAAGCAUUAUUUACAGGCUGCUAUCUGGAGAGCCCGGGCUUAGCCUCCACAUCAGAAAAGCAGUCAAGGGAGGUGGUGCUGAAAUAGACAGCUCCUUCUUUCCCUUAUUCCAGAACAGCACAGAGCACCGGAGCUAUGGGAGGGACGUGGUGCUGAAAGAACAGCUCCCUCUUUCCCUUAUACCAGAGUAUCACAGAGCACCGGAGCUACGGGAGGGACGUGGUGCUGAAAGAACAGCUCCCUCUUUCCCUUAUACCAGAGUAUCACAGAGCACCGGAGCUACGGGAGGGACGUGGUGCUGAAAGAACAGCUCCUGUGGCUUGCGGAACGUGUUGUAUUAACCCACUGGCAAAGCCGGAUGCCCAGUUCCACCCUCUAGUUAUUAUACCCAUGUGUAUACAGUCCCUGAAGAUUGCCAGCAAUGCUUUCCUGUAGAAGCCCUUACCUCUGCUGGCUGAGGUAGAAUCUGUUUUCAGUAGCUGUCUAUGGCGCUGAAGGGUCAGUUUCCAAUGUAGCAGAUCCUUUGUCUCGCUGAACGUGAUAUGCCACUUGGUGUUCUAUUCUCUGGACUGCUCUAUUGGGGCUCGGAGUAAAUGCUUGACCUCAGCUGGGAUGCCCUGAUGCUGGAUCUCCGCAGGUUUCAUGGCGGUGGCACGGAAAAUCAAAACUUUGCUGACUGUGAAUAUCCUGGUAUUCGUGGGGAUCAUCCUGUUUUCCGUUUACUGCAGGAUCCAGGACAGGUCCCAGGAGCUGGUGCAGAUUGUCAGAAGUUCUGACCGCAGAGUAAGGAGCAGGAACACCAAAGUGGGCUCUUUGGUGGACAGAGAGUCUAUUCUGCAAAGACUGGAUCACCUAGAAGAAGUAGUUUACAACCAACUCAAUGGAUUAGCUAAACCCAUGGGGCUUGUGGAAGGACCUGGAGGGCUUGGACAAGGUGGGAUGGCUGCUACAUUGAGGGAUGACAGCCAUGAAUCAGAAACCAAAUAUGAAGAAUAUGGUUAUAAUGCCCAACUUAGUGAUAGAAUCUCUCUGGACAGAUCGAUUCCAGACUACAGACCCAAAAAAUGUAAGCUGAUGAGUUACCCUGAUGAUCUGCCUCAGAUUGCCGUAGUCUUCAUCUUUGUAAAUGAAGCUUUGUCUGUCAUCCUACGGUCUGUGCACAGUGUGGUCAACCACACUCCAUCUCAUCUCCUGAAAGAGAUCAUACUAGUAGAUGACAACAGUGACAAUGUUGAACUAAAAUUUAACUUGGACCAAUAUGUGAAUAAGAGGUACCCGGGACUUGUGAAAAUUGUUCGUAAUACCAGGCGAGAAGGACUAAUUCGAGCUCGGAUACAAGGUUGGAAGGCGGCCAGUGCACCAAUUGUUGGCUUUUUUGAUGCUCAUGUAGAAUUCAACACCGGAUGGGCUGAACCAGUCAUCACUAGAAUCAAAGAAGACAGAAGACGAAUUCUUCUACCAGCAAUUGACAACAUCAAGUACAACACAUUUGAGGUGCAGCAAUACGCAAAUGCUGCACAUGGCUAUAACUGGGGCUUGUGGUGCAUGUACAUCACUCCUCCACAGGAUUGGCUAGAGAAGGGGGAUGAGUCAGCUCCAAUCAGAACUCCGGCAAUGAUUGGCUGCUCCUUUGUGGUGGACAGAGCAUAUUUUGGAGACAUUGGGCUGCUCGAUCCUGGAAUGGAGGUGUAUGGAGGGGAGAAUAUUGAGCUUGGCAUGAGAGUUUGGCAGUGUGGGGGAAGUAUGGAAGUUUUGCCUUGCUCCAGGGUUGCCCACAUUGAACGCACAAAGAAGCCUUACAACAACGACAUUGAUUACUAUGCAAAGCGUAAUGCCCUGCGAGCUGCUGAGGUGUGGAUGGAUGAGUUCAAGUCCCAUGUCUACAUGGCGUGGAACAUACCGAUGGCGAACCCAGGGGUGGAUUUUGGUGAUGUCUCUGAGAGGCUGGCUCUCCGUCACAAACUGCAGUGUCGUAAUUUUAAGUGGUAUCUGGAAAAUGUUUACCCAGAAAUGAGGGUGUACAAUAACACUAUUACUUAUGGAGAGCUUCGUAACAGUAAAGCAACGGGUUAUUGUUUGGACCAAGGCUCUGAAGAUGACAAUAAAGCCAUUUUGUACCCCUGCCAUGGCAUGUCCUCACAGCUGGUACGUUACAGCUCAGAGGGUCUGCUGCAGUUAGGUCCCCUGGGCUCUACUGCCUUCUUACCUGAUACAAAGUGUCUGAUUGAUGACGGCAAAGGAAGAAUCCCCACUCUCAAGAAAUGUGAAGACAUCCCGAGACCGACACAGAAACUUUGGGAUUUUACACAGAAUAGCCCCAUUGUCAGUAGAGACACAGGUCGCUGUCUAGAGGUCGAGAUGUCCAAGGAUGCAAAUUUUGGACUUAGACUGGUGGUGCAGCGAUGCUCAGGACAGAAAUGGAUUAUAAGAAACUGGAUAAAACAUGGUCGGAAUUGAUGUUUAUGGAAAAAAGGGGUGUUCCAUUUAGACCUGGACUAUACAUACAGAAAACCUUCUUGGUUAAACACAAGAGAAGAGGACAUUUUCCACCAUCUGUUCAUGGACCACUGAACAUCACAUGAUACUAGCUCCUCCACUAAGUGGAUUAGCUGUCAUGGAUCAUGUGUGGAAAUACCAAAAGGAAGAGAAGGGCCGAGCACUUCACAGCUGGAGGUUUAGUAGACAGAAGAGUUUAUGUUUGUAUUUUAGAAGGAUAUAAGUGAAAAGCUUCUUUCUGCUGGUAGAUUUUGUGUUACGAACUGGUGCACAAUUCCUACAAUUAUCAUGUGCCUUUUUAUUGUACUUCCUAUACAAAAGAACAGAGCAUCCCUCGCAUCAGCAUGUGUGAUUUAUUGUGCUAAAUAAUAUGUAAAUAAGAUGCAAAUGUAAGUAAGCAAUAAUCACCAAUGGGCAAGGAAUCUAUUUGCUGUUAAUACCCCAGAGUUUUAUUAAAUGUCUGCAAGUGUUAAUUGUGCAGACAGUGCUCAGAAAUAAUUAGGACACAGAGAACGGAGAUCCUCUUAUGUUCUGCAGUUAGUCGCAAAACAUAUUUGUGCCCUCAGAUACAGAUUUACUCUAAAGUAAAGAUUGUUUUCUAUGAGAUAAUGCUUACACUUGCUAUAUACAAUCACAUUACCUGUCUCUCUCUCUCUUUCUCUCCCCCCAUAGGUUCAUAAACACCAGCAUCUUCAUCAGUGUAGUAGGGAGUACUUUAUUUACCACUUAAUAAGUACAAGUCGGAUUAUUCACCAGUCAUCUCACAUAAAGCAUCAAUCCGUAUUAUUAAUAUGAGACAAUAUUGAUGCAGUGAGCUGUUAAAGAUACUAUUUAUAAAUCACAACGCAAUGUAAAUUUUUAAUGUGUCAUAUAAGAAAAUAAGAACAGCUCAAUACUGUACAUACAAAAAUUAUCUGGCAGGGCCACAUCCUGUCCCCUUAAUUCCUAAUAAGUAGUUAUUUAGUGAAGGAACCGGCUAGCCGUAUCUGUCAGGGAUUGGCAGUGUCAUUGUGCUUACACAUCCCUCAGCUGCAUGAAGACCCCUGCAUAACACACUGUUCAUGUCAUCUAAAUCUUACUACUGAAAGUGAGCAGUGUGAAUCCCAUGUAAGAAGUUGCUCUACCCCGGGAGCAAGAGACUCAUUCAGUGGGACAAAAAAAACACCAAACAACCAAGGAAAUGAGACUAAUCAUUCUCUAGUACUGAGAUAAAUAUGGCCACAAAUUUCAAAUUGCAUCAAGCGAUGGUUGCUGCUUCCUUCACAAAUAAAGAGAAACAUUUGUAUUGGAUGCCAAGGGCGUUUCAUUAAAACAAACAUUGUAGCACCACAUACAGUAUAGAACAUAUUUUUCACUUAAAUCAGUUUUUCUGCUUUUUUUUCAACCAUACAAUUACAACAGUAUCUUAACCUGCCUUUAUACACUUGUCCAAUGGAGAUUAUUGUGUUAUCAUCAAAAACAAAGCAUUUGUCACUUUUCUAAACCUUGUGAUUCAUAUUGCUUGGACUGACAUAAAUCUUACAAGAGGUACUUUUAAAUCAGUAUGUUAAUUGAGUAAACCUUUCAAAUCAUGAAACUCUGCACACAAUUAAAAUGUCUACUGGA